UGUCUACCUGUACCCACCUGACACUCUGUCACAACUGCAACCACCUUCCAGAAGCUGUGCAUCAACCAACCGGACCGUGGAGCUUCUACUGACCUGGACAAAUGAUCCAUUUCUAAUCGUGGAUAGGAAAGCCUCCAGAUCUGAACAUCCCUGACAAUCCCUUACAUUUGGAGUCAACCCAAACUGAUAGUGCCGCCAUGCCAGCGGGAUCCGUAAGACUACAAAGCAUCAAGAAACUCGGACAGGAUAACCACAGCUAUGAGGUUUCCGGCGAAGAACCAGCUGGCUCUUACAUGUCCAUGACUAAUUCUAAGAACACGGAGAAAGCUCAAGGAAACCAAGACCAACCUGCUAUUAGAGUCAGCUUCUUCCAGCUGUUCCGCUUUUCCACCUGCAAAGAUGUUGUGAUGAUGGUGGUGGGCAGCCUGUGUGCAGUGCUGCAUGGCUCGGCCCAGCCCCUCAUGUUGCUGGUGUUCGGCAUGCUCACCGACACCUUCAUCGAGUACGACAUCGAACUCACCGAGCUGAACGACGACAGGAAGGAGUGCGUGAACAACACCAUCCAGUGGAAGAGGAACUACAGCGCAGCAGCAGACCUGAGUCUGCCUCUGAACCUGUCGGACCUGGGUCUUAUCAACUCCACAUUAGAGAUGUUCACUCCACUGGGAAACAUGUCGUGUGGGCUUCUUGACAUCGAACACGAAAUGACCAUGUUUGCCUUCUAUUAUGUUGGGAUAGGAUUGUCUGUAUUCAUACUCGGAUACGUUCAGAUCUCUCUGUGGGUGACAGCCGCUGCCAGGCAGAUUCAGCUCAUCAGAAAAAUGUACUUCAGCAAAGUGAUGAGGAUGGAGAUCGGCUGGUUUGACUGCACCUCUGUGGGGGAGCUCAACACUCGCAUGUCAGAUGACAUAAACAAGAUCAAUGACGCCAUUGCGGACCAGGUGGCCAUAUUUAUCCAGCGCUUCACCACGUUUGUAUGUGGUUUCUGCGUCGGGUUUGUCAAAGGGUGGAAGCUGACGCUCGUCAUCAUCGCUGUCAGUCCACUGAUUGGGAUUGGAGCAGGUCUCAUGGCUUUGUUCGUGGCUAAACUGACAGGAAUGGAGCUGCAGGCCUACGCGACAGCUGGAGCUGUGGCUGACGAGGUCCUCUCCGCCAUCAGAACUGUAGCUGCUUUUGGAGGAGAGAACAAGGAAGUAGAAAGGUAUGACAAGAACUUGAUCUCGGCUCAGCGAUGGGGGAUCAGGAAGGGUAUGAUCAUGGGUUUUUUCACCGGAUACAUGUGGCUGAUCAUCUUCCUGUGCUAUGCACUGGCCUUCUGGUACGGCUCUACUCUUGUCAUAGACACAGGGGAGUACACUCCGGGAACACUACUGCAGGUGUUUUUCGGGGUGCUGAUUGCAGCCAUGAAUUUGGGACAAGCCUCCCCUUGUUUGGAGUCAUUUGCAUCCGGCCGUGGAGCCGCAACCAUAAUAUUUGAGACUAUUGACAGGGAGCCAGAGAUUGACUGUUUAUCAGAGGCUGGAUAUAAGCUGGACAGGGUGAAAGGAGAUAUUGAAUUUCACAACGUGACCUUCCACUAUCCAUCCAGGCCUGAAGUUAAGAUCCUGGACCAGCUCAACGUCGCUGUGAAGUCGGGUGAGACCACCGCCUUUGUGGGGCCGAGCGGAGCAGGGAAGAGCACUGCCAUUCAACUCAUUCAGCGUUUCUACGACCCUAAAGUAGGGAUGGUGACACUGGACGGUCAUGACAUCAGAGGCCUGAACAUCCAAUGGCUGCGCUCUCUGAUUGGCAUCGUGGAGCAGGAACCUGUACUGUUUGCCACCACCAUUGCAGAGAACAUACGCUAUGGUCGACCCGGGGUCUCUAUGGAGGACAUCAUCACUGCUGCGAAGGAGGCCAACGCAUACAACUUCAUUAUGGACCUUCCACAGAAAUUUGACACUUUGGUAGGGGAAGGUGGGGGCCAGAUGAGCGGUGGGCAGAAACAGAGGAUAGCUAUUGCUCGUGCGCUGGUCAGGAACCCACGCAUCUUACUGCUGGACAUGGCGACCUCUGCUCUGGACAAUGAAAGUGAAGCUAUUGUCCAGGAAGCUUUGGAUAAAGUACGCAUGGGACGCACCACCAUCUCAAUUGCUCACCGACUGUCCACCAUUAAGAACGCAGACGUGAUAGUUGGUUUCGAACAUGGCCGGGCAGUGGAGAGGGGCAAACACAACGAACUGUUGGAGAGGAAGGGGGUAUACUUCACUCUGGUAACCCUGCAGAGCCAAGGAGACAAGGCUUUGAAUGAGAAAGCCAGGCAAAUGGCUGAUGAAGAAGAACAGGAGCCAGAGCGGUUAAAUCUCGCCAGAGCGGGCAGCUAUCGUGCCAGUUUAAGAGCCUCAAUCCGCCAGAGGUCUCGAUCCCAGCUUUCCAACCUGGUCCCAGAAUCCUCAGUACCCAUUGCUGGAGAUCUCGCACCCAGAGCCUUCGCAAUGCCCCAAGAAGAUCAAGUUAAGAAAGCCAUACCAGAAGAGGAUGACGAUGAACUUGUAGAACCUGCUCCAGUUGCCAGGAUUCUGAAGUACAACGCGCCUGAGUGGCCUUACAUGCUUUUUGGAUCUCUUGGGGCUGCAGUUAAUGGAGGAGUUAACCCAGUUUAUGCACUGCUGUUCAGUCAAAUCUUGGCGACGUUUGCUGUGACAGACCCUGAGGCUCAAAGGAAAGAGAUUGAUGGAAUCUGUGUGUUCUUUGUUAUUGUUGGAGUCGUCUCUUUCUUCACCCAGAUGCUGCAGGGUUAUGCCUUUGCCAAGUCUGGAGAGCUGCUGACCCGCAGGUUAAGGCGAAUCGGUUUCAAAGCCAUGCUUGGGCAAGAAAUUGGUUGGUUUGAUGAUCACAGGAACAGCCCUGGGGCGCUCACCACUCGUCUGGCAACUGAUGCUUCGCAAGUGCAAGGGGCUACAGGCUCCCAGAUUGGUAUGAUCGUCAACUCUCUGACCAACAUCGGCGUGGCCCUCAUCAUGUCCUUCUACUUCAGCUGGAAGCUCACACUCCUCAUCCUCUGCUUCCUGCCGUUCAUCGCUCUCUCAGGUGGCUUUCAGGCCAAGAUGCUCACAGGUUUCGCCAAGCAGGACAAGCAGGCCAUGGAAUCUGCUGGGCAGAUUUCAGGGGAAGCCUUGAACAAUAUUCGCACCAUUGCUGGCUUAGGGAAGGAGAGGAGCUUUGUGGAAACGUAUGAGGCUCACUUGACCGCUCCGUAUCAAGCGGCCUUGAAGAAGGCGAACGUGUACGGGGCUUGUUAUGGUUUCGCCCAGUGUGUGAUCUUCUUGACGAAUGGUGCGUCCUUCAGGUUUGGAGGUUACCUGGUGGAACAAGAGGGGCUCCAUUUCAGCUUGGUGUUCAGGGUGAUCUCAGCGAUCGUCACCAGCGGCACCGCUUUAGGCAGAGCCUCCUCUUACACUCCGGAUUAUGCCAAGGCUAAGAUAUCAGCAGCACGUUUCUUCCAGCUGCUGGACCGUGUGCCUACCAUCAGCGUCUACAGCAACAGGGGAGAAAAAUGGGAUAACUUCCAAGGGAACCUUGAGUUCAUAGAUUGCAAGUUCACUUACCCCACUAGACCUGACAUCCAGGUGCUGAAUGGCUUAAAUGUUUCAGUAAAGCCUGGACAGACAUUGGCCUUCGUGGGCAGCAGUGGCUGUGGGAAGAGCACCAGUGUGCAGCUGCUAGAGCGGUUCUAUGAUCCUGAUCAUGGCAAAGUGCUGAUUGAUGGGCAUGAAUCAACUCGCGUCAACGUGCCCUUCCUUCGUUCCAAGAUUGGCAUUGUUUCACAAGAGCCUGUGCUGUUUGACUGCAGCAUUGCGGAGAACAUUAAGUAUGGAGACAACUCGCGAGAAAUCAGCAUGGACGAAGUCAUCUCGGCUGCCAAGAAGGCCCAGCUUCAUGACUUUGUUAUGGCACUCCCAGAGAAAUACAACACCAACGUGGGCUCUCAGGGUUCUCAGCUGUCUCGUGGUCAGAAACAGCGCAUCGCCAUUGCCAGGGCAAUCAUACGUGACCCCAAGAUCCUGCUCCUGGAUGAGGCAACCUCCGCCUUGGACACGGAGAGCGAGAAGACUGUUCAAGAAGCCCUGGACAAAGCCAGAGAGGGACGGACAUGCAUCGUCAUCGCUCAUCGCCUAUCCACCAUUCAGAACUCUGACAUCAUCGCUGUCAUGUCCAGGGGCUUUGUCGUUGAGAAGGGGACGCAUGACCAGCUCAUGGCCAUGAAUGGAGCUUAUUACAAGCUGGUUACGACGGGAGCACCAAUCAGCUAACGGGUUGCAGUCACGGCCAGAAGUGGUUUACAGGAGAUCAGGACUAAAAGUACGCCUAACUUGAUAUCUAAUGAAGAGAAACCGUGGAUAAACCAAUCUACUGUUGCAAUAUUUAUUUUUAUGAUGGUAUCCUGCGAAGAAAAAGAAAACAAAGGGAAAAUGAAGAGAACUAAAGCUUUGAACAGCAGCUCACGUUUUUGUUUCUUACUGUUCUACAAUAGUUAAAAGUGUCCAAAAUCUACUGUACUAAAUGAGUUGCUAGAAGUGGUGGGGAAAAUUAUUUUCUCUCACAUAAAAUCUAAUUAUAAUUUUUUUAUUCACUUUACAUUUUGCCAACUCUGAUUUAUUGCUUCCUUCACAUUCUAUUAUGAAACAGUUUUCUGUAAAAGUUUAAAGUGUAUCGAUAACAGUUUUUUUCAUUGCUACAUAAUUUGCCUUUAGAAAUUAAUUGUGUUGAAUUGUUACAAGUGUGUUGUUUAAAACGAGAAAUCUUUGUUAGUUUGAUCUAAUUUUCUCAUAAAAAGGAUUGGACCGAUUAUUGUUGCACAUAACUUUAGCAUCCAUAUUUUUUUAAAUUAAAGGCUGUGAUAUUAAUCAAAUAAAAAACUAUGCAC
Cyprinodon tularosa is the source of this 4906-nucleotide messenger RNA. It is a transcript of the gene abcb11b, whose product is annotated as ATP-binding cassette, sub-family B (MDR/TAP), member 11b. The record is from RefSeq and is a predicted model, not a curated record. Gene Ontology annotation, biological process: transmembrane transport. Bases 198 to 4292 code for a protein of 1364 amino acids. Gene Ontology annotation, cellular component: membrane. The transcript is spliced from 28 exons. NCBI's taxonomy places the organism in Eukaryota, Metazoa, Chordata, Actinopteri, Cyprinodontiformes, Cyprinodontidae. Gene Ontology annotation, molecular function: ATP binding; ABC-type transporter activity; ATP hydrolysis activity.